AUGGAGGACUCGUGCAUGUCGCUCCACUCAAUGGAGCCGCGCGCCAAGGCGGUCUGGUCCACGCCCGCGCCGCUGCCCGGCGUCGGCAGCGACGCGUCGGCGGCGGGCCGCGGCGGCGACCCGCUGGCCGACGCGCUUGCGCAGCACAUGCUGCUGCUGGACAUGGAUGGCGACCUAAGCUAUGAGGACGAAGAGGCCGCCGCCGCCCAGCACCAGCGCCUGCAGCAGCAGGCCGCGCAGACGCGGGGCCCCCACGCCGCCGCCAACCCCGCCGCCGCCGCCGCCGCGCCCGCCCCUGCCGCCGCGGAGCCGCUGCCCGAGCUGCCGCCGCUGCCGGCGCAGCCGCCGUCGCCGGUGCCCGAGGGCAGCGAGGGCGGCGGGUGCGAGUCGCCCUGCGCGGCGGGGGAGUAUCAGUCGGAGCCCCUACCCCUGCUGGAUGCCGACCUGCUCAGGUCGAAGCACGCGCCCCUCGCGCCCACAGGCUUCACUCCUGCCGAGGCCUAUGUUGACCGCCAGGAGCGCACCGUGUUUUUCGCCAAGUGCGCCCCCUCGGCUUCCGUCGAGGCCGUCGCGCGCGUGUUUGGCGCCUAUGGCGAAGUCGAGGAGAUAAACCUCUUCAGACAGUGGUGA
This is a messenger RNA of Monoraphidium neglectum, 630 nucleotides long. RefSeq lists its product as hypothetical. The record is from RefSeq and is a predicted model, not a curated record. The transcript is spliced from 2 exons. Bases 1 to 630 code for a protein of 209 amino acids. Lineage: Eukaryota; Viridiplantae; Chlorophyta; Chlorophyceae; Sphaeropleales; Selenastraceae.